Molecule: messenger RNA, 533 nt
Organism: Staurois parvus
Lineage: Eukaryota; Metazoa; Chordata; Amphibia; Anura; Ranidae
Source: the annotation of a GenBank genome assembly
GACCGCGGGCACUGGUCAGACAUUGGGAUCGUCUGACUGGACAGCGGGCAUCGGUCACCAGGCAUCAAGUCAUUUGGCUUGACAGCGAGCACCCGCGUCAUCAUCUGGCAAGGCAGUGGGUUCCGAGUCAACUGGCAUGACCGCGGGCACUGAGGGCAGACAUUGAAUCGUCUGGCUGGACAGCGGGCAUCGGGUCACCAGGCAUCAGUCAUAUGGCUCGACAGCGGGCACCGCGUCAUCUGGCAAGGCAGUGGGCUCCGAGUCAAACAGGCACGGACAUGUGUGGCACCGGGUCAUCAGGUUACCGGAUUGUCUGGGCUCGACAGCAGGCAUCGGGUCACCAGGCAACAGGUCAUUUGGCUCGCCAGCGGGCACCCGCGUCAUCUGGCAAGGCAGUGGGCACCGAAUCAAUUGGCACGACAGCGGCACCGGCAUCAGGUACCGGAUCAUCUGGAUCAACAGCAGGGCAUCGAGUCAACUGGCCUAAUAGGAUCGUCAGGCUGGAUCAGUUCAUCAUGCUGGGUAGAGGCAUC